AUGGCAGCAGAUUUCGUGCGGUGGUGGACAGUGAGAUGGGGUUCUUGUGACGCUCGACUUUCUUCCUCUGCUACUCCCAUGGCCCCGCCAGUAACGAUAACCAGUGUAGAUGCUUCUUCUCCAGAAGCCUACGAGCUAGCGAAUGUACACGACGUCUACGACCAGAUCGCGCCUCAUUUCAGUUCAACCAGAUACAAGCCAUGGCCUAUCAUCGCGACCUUCUUGCAAAGUCUGCGACCUGAAUGGGUUGGUUUAGAUUUGGGCACCGGAAACGGGAAAUAUCUACCAUUUUGUCCUUGUGCAAUUGGGCUCGAUCGUAGUCGAAAUUUACUGGACAUCGCUCGGACAGCAGGUGGUAUGACGCGUGAAGUUGUUCAAGGAGAUGUGCUGGAGAAUUACUGGAGACCAGGCGUAUUUGACUAUGUUAUUUCCAUUGCAACUAUCCACCAUCUUGCAACCCCGGGGCGGAGGAAACGCGCCAUCCAGCAAAUGUUAUCAGCAGUCUCUCCAGAUCACGGUCGCGUGCUAAUUUAUGUUUGGGCGGUCCGCCAAGAUGAGCAGUCGAAACGCACUAUCCCGACAACAGACAGCUCGCAAGGGCAAGAUGUUUUUGUGCCAUGGGUUCUUUCAGACGAUCAGAAUCGAAUCUUCAAUCGGUAUUACCAUAUGUUUGCUGAUGGGGAGCUGGAAGAACUCGUCAUAACUGCGGCGGGAGAGAUUGGGCUAUACGUCGGUCAAGGUCGACAAGAGGGUAUCGAGAUCGUGCAGCAAGGUUGGGAGCGAAGUAACCACUAUGUUGAGUUGCGAAGGUACAGAGUUCAAGGUUAG
This is a messenger RNA of Mycena indigotica, 828 nucleotides long. Its product is annotated as Trna methyltransferase. Gene Ontology annotation, biological process: tRNA wobble uridine modification. Bases 1 to 828 code for a protein of 275 amino acids. Lineage: Eukaryota; Fungi; Basidiomycota; Agaricomycetes; Agaricales; Mycenaceae. The record is from RefSeq and is a predicted model, not a curated record. The transcript is spliced from 5 exons. Gene Ontology annotation, molecular function: tRNA binding; S-adenosylmethionine-dependent methyltransferase activity. Gene Ontology annotation, cellular component: cytoplasm; nucleus.